Molecule: messenger RNA, 4302 nt
Organism: Caenorhabditis bovis
Lineage: Eukaryota; Metazoa; Nematoda; Chromadorea; Rhabditida; Rhabditidae
Source: the annotation of a GenBank genome assembly
AUGUCGGAUACCGAGAACGUAACCGAUGCUGAUGUUCGACGAUCAUCGAGGCGUCGAGAGAGCGCAAAGGUAACCUCUAGGAAAAAUGCGCUAGAAGCUAUGAAAGAGGCGAGAAGGUCGGGAAAAGGCUACAAACCGAAUCUUGAAGUCAAUGAUGUAUAUGAAGUUGUUGAUGAGGAUGAAUACAAUGAUAUAGUGAGAAAACGUCAAAAUGACAAUUUUGUGGUGGAUGAUGACGGAAUGGGCUAUGUGGACACCGGUGUCGAUUUCGACGACGAGUAUGAUGAAUAUGCCGAUGAGGAAAAUGCAAAAAAAUCGAAAAAUAGAAAAAAUAAAGCGAAAAAGGAGAAGAAAAAAGGCGCUUUGGAUAGUUUUUUGGCGGCUGGACAGACGAAAAAGGCGGUUUUUGAUGAUUCGAAGGUGAAAGUGAAUUUGGAGGAGGAUGAGGAUUUGAAGAACAUGCUCGGCGAUAUUCUUGAUGGUCCCGAUGAGGAAGAGGAGACGGCGCCGCCGCCGCCGCCGCCAAAAUCGAGGAAUCCGUUCAAAAGGGAACGGACGAGCUCACCGGACGCCUUUGAAGCGUCGAUGGCGCCGAGACCGAUUGCGAAGAAGGCGAAGACAAACUUCCUGGCGAAAACGCCCAAAGUUGGUGUCGUCAAACAGGCGGUGAAGCUCGAGGAGCCGGAGGAGCCUGAGGAAGCCGAUGAUUUUGAUUAUGGGAUUCCUGAUGUUGAAGAGGCUCCCGUUGAAUUCUCAAAUGAUAGUCAGAAGACGACGGAUGUCGAGAAAGUGAAAAUCGACGAAUCACCGGACGACGUGAUGGAGACUGACGAAGCGCCGACGUCGAAACUUCUUCUGACCGCUGAAGAAUGGAAUGCCGACACGAACGAGGCGGUCGACGAGCCGAUCGACGUCAAAACGGGCGCCGAGGAGUUUUAUGUGAUGGGCGGCGAGAAUGGCGAUCAGAAGGCGAUUCGAAUGUAUUGGAUCGACGCAUUCGAGGAUGUCCACAAGAAUUCCGGCACCGUUUUCCUAUUUGGUAAGCUGAAAGUCAGCAAAAAUCAAUGGGCGAGCUGUUGUUGUAUUGUUCGGAAAAUGCCUAGGCAGGUGUUCUUCAUGCCGAGAGAAACGAAUUUGGCGACGAAUGAGCCGAUUCAAGAUGUCGACGUCUUCAAUGAGAUUCGGUCGGUUUUGAAGAAGAAUUUGAAUUUGAAUGAGUUCAAAUGUCGGCCGAUCGAGAAGAGAUUGAUGAAUGACAAACAGUUUGGCGAGAAUGCCGGCGAGAAAACGCGACUAAUGGAAGUUCAAUAUGAGAGUACACAUCCGAAAUUGCCGUCGGAUCUCACCGGUAGCACAUUUUCAAAAAUUUUCAACACCACAACGACGCCGUUGGAGCAUUUGUUGAUUGAAAAACGAUUUAUGGGACCCGGCUGGAUUGAAUUGUUCAAUUUUAACGAAAGUAGCGCAAAAAUGUCGAAUUGCGAUUAUGAAUUCUCGGUUGAUAUGGAAAAAAUGAAGAAUAUUCGAUAUUUGGAGGGAAAUUCCGACGAAAAAUUGCCGAAUGUUCGAUUAUUGGCGAUCAAUGUGAUAACGACGAUCAAUGAGAAGAAAGAGAAUGAGAUUUGCAUGAUUUCGAUGCUCAACAACCCGAAAUCGAGUCUUGUUCAUCCGAGUUGCGCCACCAAAGAUUUGCAGCGAAUCUCACUGGUGACGCGUCCGGUUGGCGGAACAUUGCCGUUCGACAUCAAAAAACGGCUGGAGAGCGAACAGUUGAGCGGAAUCGCGACGACGACGGCCAACGAGAAGGCGCUUUUGACGUUGUUCUUGGCGAAACUCAAUCAAAUCGAGCCCGACAUUAUUGUGGGUCACGAUUUGUCGGCGAUGGUGUCGAUUUUGGUGUCGAGACUCGAAAAGCUGAAAAUUCCGAAUUGGUCGCGAAUGUCGCGAUUGAAACGAACGAUCAACAUCGGCAAAGUGGGGCAUAGCAAAGCGGGACAAUGGGAGUUGACGGCCGGAAGGCUUCUAUUGGACUCAAAGUUGGCCGCAAUGGAAUUGAUGAAAUCGCGAAGUUACGAUAUAAGCGAGCUCUCAAUGAAAAUGUUUGGCUAUAAGAGGCACGAGAUUUACGCCAACGACAUUGGACCAAUGUACUCAUCGUCUGAACGCCUCAUUAAUCUUAUCAAAUGGUCGUGGGCUGAUCCGCUCUUGUCGCUGCGAAUUGUCGUCGAACUCAACGCAUUACCAUUAUUCACACAGAUUACUAACAUUGUCGGUGGAGUUGCGUCGCGAACUCUGAUGGGCGGUCGAGCCGAACGAAAUGAAUACCUGCUGAUGCACGCGUUCCACAAAUCGGAACUGAUUGCGCCCGACAAAUUCAACGCGAACGCGAAGAGGAUUCAGAAGGCGUCCGACGAUGACGAUGAUGGUGGCGACGAGCACAAAGCGGGCAAAUCGAAAGCGCAAUACUCGGGCGGAUUGGUGUUGGAGCCGAAGAAGGGGCUCUAUGAUACGCUGAUUCUCCUGCUCGACUUCAAUUCGCUCUAUCCGAGCAUCAUUCAGGAGUACAACAUUUGCUUCACCACCGUUUCGCACACAAAGGACGGCGACGAAUUGCCGGAAUUGCCGUCGGCGAGUUUCGAGGAAGGCGUCCUACCGCGCGAGAUUCGAAAACUCGUCGAGUGUCGCCGAAACGUGAAGAACUUGAUGAAGACUGAGAAGAAAGAGGCCGAUCGAAAACAAAUGGACAUUCGACAAAUGGCGCUGAAAUUGACGGCGAACUCCAUGUACGGUUGCCUCGGAUUCCAGUAUUCGAGGUUCUACGCGAAGCCGCUUGCCGCGCUCGUCACCGCCAAAGGAAGAGAGAUUUUGAUGCAUUCGAAGGAUCUCGUUGAGUCUCUCGGCUAUUCGGUGAUUUAUGGCGAUACUGACUCGAUAAUGAUUAACACGAACUCACUGGAUUUGGCGCAGGCGAAAAAAUUGGGAACCGAGAUAAAAAAACAAGUGAAUAAAUGCCAUCGAUUGUUGGAAUUGGAUUUGGACGGAGUUUUCAAGAGGAUGCUUUUGCUGAAAAAGAAAAAAUAUGCGGCGUUGACCAUCAAUCCCGACACGAAAGUUGAAUCGAAAGAGCUGAAAGGAUUGGAUAUCGUGCGACGAGAUUGGUCCCAAUUGGCCAAAGAGACUGGAACAGCCGUCGUCGAUCGCAUACUGGAUCCCGAAUUGAGUCGUGAUGAGCUGGUCUCGUCGAUUGACGACCUAUUGCGACAAAUGAGAUCCGAAUUGGACGCGGGAAAUGUGGCGAAGGAGAAAUUCCAGAUUAGCAAACAAUUGACGAAAAAUCCGAAAGACUAUGCGGAUUUGAAGGCGCAACCGCACGCGGCGGUCGCGAAACGACUCAACGAGAGCGGCCGAUUCAAUUUGAGGCACGGCGAUAUUGUCGAAUACAUCAUUUGCGAGGACGGCACCGGCAAUCCGGCGACUCAACGCGCCUACCAUCGAACCGAAAUGGACGAGAACAAUGAAUUGAAAAUUGAUUUGAUCUACUAUCUCGCCCAACAAGUGCAUCCCGUCGUUUGUCGAUUGUGCGCGCCGAUCGAGGAGACGGACGCGGUGCGAAUCGCCGAGUGUUUGGGUCUCGACGCGACGAGCUAUCGACGAGCGGCGGCGGCGACUGCCGCUCAGUGCGCCGACGAGGAGGACUAUAUGUGGCAACAGGAGAAUUACGAUUUGUGCGAGGGCCUAGCGAUUCGAUGCCCGCUGUCGGGUUGCGGCGAGACGAGCGUCAUUCGAGCGGUGUUCGAUUUCGAAUCGGACGCGUCGUCGCCGCGAAUCCGUUUGUCGUCGUGCGCGAAAUGCCAACGAUCGUGGCUGCCCGAGUCGACAAUGGCGAUUGUCGCGAAUCAGAUCGAUCGUCAACUCGGCGAUUUCGUCGCGCGACACAUGUCGGCCGGCUACAAAUGCGACGAGCCGACGUGCGAGUAUCGCACACGAUUGCAGACGAUGAAAUGGUGUCGCGAGGGCCUUGAAUGCGUCAAAUGCUCGACGGGAAUAUUGCGAAAAGAGUACACAUCGAAGCAGCUAUUCGAUCAGCAAAUGUUCAUCCACACGCUUCUCGAUGUCGAGAACGCGACAAAAUCGAUGGAUUCGACGCAAUUGAAAUCGGCGAAAAUGCGCGCGGAAUUCGUUUGCGCGAAAGAAGCGCUAUUGGACUUGAAAAUGCACGUCGAGGAGAAAUUCUUGAGGAAAAACGCGUACAAUCAAGUCGAUUUGUCAUAUAUAUUUGCGCCCAUGCUGAAAAUUCGUUGA